This is a messenger RNA of Arachis ipaensis, 1920 nucleotides long. The record is from RefSeq and is a predicted model, not a curated record. Lineage: Eukaryota; Viridiplantae; Streptophyta; Magnoliopsida; Fabales; Fabaceae.
AUUUCUGUUAACUUGUUAAAUAUGAGACAUCAUUCAACCUCUCCUUUCUUCUCGCAGGUAUGAUCCGUCUACAUCUAUUUUUGUUAAAUUAGCUCCUUGUGUUCAACUUAAAUGGUAUUUCUCCUCUGGUUAUAGCGUAGAAGGAUUUAGAAGAAGUGGGGCCAUGGCAAGGUACAAAUAGGGUGUCAGUUCGUAGAUACGUGUAAUGUAGGCUCUGUAGCCAGCAAUGAGCCAUGAGAAUUCAGUAAUCCCUCAAGAUGACGUCAUCAUGGUGCACCUUUGCACUAGAAGACAUGAAAUGGUGCAGAGGAGUGUGCUUGCUUGCUACUCUCCUGAAUGCAUGUCUAGUUUCAACAGUGAUGGCUUUGUGCUUUGUUUGUUUUCUCUUUUAAAAUUUUCUCUAAUUUCUCUUUUUUACCGUUUUGGGUGCAUCAAGUCAAAAGAGCUUAGUCAAGCACAAUUUCCCCCUUCUCUAUCUGUGGCUGAAUGCCCCACCAGAAAGUGAAACAACAAACACAUUGUCUCCUUAGAUUCCUUUCUUUUCCAUUUGAAAAUUGCAUUCUCUCUCUGUGCCUGAUUUCCCAUAUCAGCUAGUGGGACUGCCUAUGUUUCUUUUGUCAGGAUUCUUCUCUUGCUCUCUCGCACACUAUAGAUAUUAGAUAUAGAUUCAUAUAGAUACAUAGAUACAUGCCUAUAAUUACAAAGAAAGAACCAAACUUUUUUAUUUAAUUAACCAUAAAAUCCUCAACUAACAGUAUAAAGAAGAAGCCACACUCUCUGUGUAUGUGUUUCUCUGUCUCUCCUUUCCCCCUUCUCUUCUCUGCUUUUUUAACCCUUUACUCUUCUCUUCUCUAAUGAAGACACUUCUCAUGGAGAGAACAACCACCUCAACAAACUCAACAACCUCAUCAACCUCAAACUUAACCUUAAACUCUUCAGGAAACCCAUCUCAAGACAUGUCUUCCAAGAGGCACCACUUCCACUGGACUAACAAAGUUGGAAACGAAGAAGAAGAACAGCAAGAAGAAGCUGAACUAUCUCUUCCCACUUCCCAGACAGUGUCCAAGAUCAUAGAAGAGGAGACAAAAGCAGCAAAAGAAGAACAACUUCUUGACAACAAAGCUGUUCAAGGAACAACUUCACAAGCAAGGAGGAAGCUUCAGGCAGUGGCAAUCUCCAAACUCCGUUCAGUUCUCACAGUUUUCAACAAGAACCGUUCCAACCUACCCUUUGGUCUUGGCCCUCGUGUAGUUGGAACACUCUUCGGUUACCGUCGUGGCCAUGUCCAUUUUGCUUUUCAGAAGGACCCCACUUCACAACCCGCGUUUCUCAUAGAGCUUGCAACACCGAUAAGCGGUUUGGUUCGGGAAAUGGCUUCUGGGUUGGUCAGAAUCGCCUUGGAAUGUGAUAAAGAGAAGAACAAAGAAGGUGUAGAGAAUGAGAAGAAGGAGAAGGAGAAGAAGCAAGUGAGGCUUCUUCAGGAGACUCUGUGGAGGACCUAUUGCAACGGUAAAAAGUGUGGCUAUGCUACAAGGAGAGAGUGUGGGCCUAAAGACUGGGAUAUUCUGAAAGCCGUGGAACCAAUUUCAAUGGGUGCUGGUGUUCUUCCAGUGAACAACAACAAUGGUGAGGGUGGUGGUGGUUCUGAUGGUGGUGAAGUUAUGUAUAUGAGGGCAAGGUUUGAGAGAAUUGUUGGGUCAAGAGACUCUGAAGCUUUCUAUAUGAUGAACCCUGAUAGCAAUGGAGCACCUGAACUUAGUAUCUAUUUGCUUAGAGUCUAGCAGUUCAUGGCAAAGUUCUGUUUUUUCAGUUAUUAUACUUAGUUUCCCUUUGUUCUUUGUGGAUUCUGUGAACAGUAGGUUAUUUAUUUAUUAUUCCUAUUCCUAUACUACUUGCUUAUUAGCUGUUCAAUCAUGGAAA